AUGGUCCUGACUGUGGCUCCUGUGGCUCUGGCAAUUCUUCUAUAUCAUCUACUUCCAGGUUGUGCUCAUCGAGUUACCAUGAAAUUCACCAGCGGAAGUGCCUUCACUGUUCGCCGUAGUAACAAGAUGUGGUGCGGCACAUUUACUGAUCAGACCAUUGAACAAUCAUUGAUGAGAAGUAUGAAAGUAGAGGGGGGACUGACCAGAUCUCGUGACCUCUCCGACAGUGUAGCCUUUCGUUGGUUACAAGGACACACAGCAAUGGCUCACAUUACUGAAGUUGUUGAAGAUUUUUGUGUUGUUAAAUUUGGCACUAGUGAACAACAUACUGAUAGCAGAGAAUCCAGAGUCCAGAGGGAUAACGCUGACGCUAAGAAACUGUUGGAGUGGAUGGAGAGUCAUGACCCUUUCCCAGAUAACAAUCAGAUUAUAAGUACUGGAAUCGUAGGUGAUGAACGAGUCAAUUGCCAUCGUACAAGAGAAUUAGGACAAGAAGGUGUUGAAAGGAUUGUUGGUUUAAAUUUCAAGACAGUGAAAUUCAAAAGGCAUGAUCGAGUUAACCCACUCUCUGUGAUGCACUCUGGAAUCAAAGUUCACGACAAGGUAGUUAUCAUUGACCCUACGACACUCUAUCGAAGAAUGACUAUCGCAAAGCAGUCUGAAGACGAGCUAAAAGAAUUCUUGAAAUACGAACUAAGUCCGUAUCCUACGUCAUUAUUUCAAGAAGGGUCCAUGAGGAAAGGAACGAAAUCGAAACUAUAUGGCCAAGGGCUAAGGGUUUGA
Messenger RNA from Macrosteles quadrilineatus (aster leafhopper), 783 nucleotides. RefSeq lists its product as uncharacterized. The coding region runs from base 1 to 783 and encodes 260 amino acids. The record is from RefSeq and is a predicted model, not a curated record. NCBI's taxonomy places the organism in Eukaryota, Metazoa, Arthropoda, Insecta, Hemiptera, Cicadellidae. The transcript has a single exon.